AGUUUUCACAGUUUUUUAAUAUUACGCUUCACCAAUGAAAAAAAUGUCAAAGUAAAUAAACAAGUUAUUUACAAAUUUUAACGGAAAGAGAUUUCAGAAAUUGAAUAUUACAAAGUUAAGCAUGGAAAACUGCCACAGUGUUAAUUCAUGCAGAAGAUCUCUUCCAUCCACAAAGAAGCAUUGAUUUAUCUUUCAUACACUGUGAAGCAUUGCAUUACAUUUUAUCCAAAGUUGAGCAUUGACAUACCUUUAAGACAACAAGUAAGAUGGGGAAUGGCGCAUCAUUUCUACGUUCCCAAGAUGAUGAUGAUAUACUCGGUACAGAUUUGGAUGGAAGCAGUAAAGGUGUCAUUAAAAGGAUCCCUAUUGAGAUGAAACCUAGGGGUAAACUUGGUAACAAGAUAACAAAUUCUGUUCUCAGGAAACCAAAAGGAGGAAGCCUUAGGUCGGCUUUAUCCAUAGAUUUAGAAAAUCCUGAAGUUGAGCGUAUACGUAGAGAAUAUGAAAUUUAUCGUCUUAACACAGAAAAUGAAAUACAGAAUACGUCGAGAGAAAAAACUAAACUAGAAACUGACAAUAAACGUUUGCGAGCAGAAUUAACCGUAUUACAACGUACAUGUAACAACAUGAGGCAAGAGAGAGAUGCUGCUUACGAAGAAAAACUUCAAGCCUUGGCGAGGGCCGCAGCUUUUGAACAUGACAGGGACAAAGUUCAGAGAGUAUUUAAGAUAUUUCGAGAAACAAAAGAGAGCGAGAUACAGAAUUUACUGCGAGCAAAACGAGAACUAGAGAACAAAUUGAGCAAGGUUGCCCACGGUUACUUACCAGAAGAUACUGACACCACAUCUAGAACCGGCAUUGACAGUAACAGUAGUCCGGGUGAUUGGUGGACGAACGUUGAGUCCGAGUCAUCUAUGGGUAGUACCGUACAGUUGCAUCAGAGCACGUUGAGAGGACCGGAGUUUGCCAGCAGUAUGAUGGAGUUUGACGGACCGUUUACUAAUGUUAAUAAAGAGGAUUGGUCAUCAGCUCUCGCCACGUUAAACCAGAUUGUUCCUAUUAUACCAGAGCAGUCAUUGAGCUGUUCUCUAAGAUUGUAUAUAUCAGCACCUAAAGAUGCCCAAUCUGAGGUGGACAUGUUUAUGAAGGAAUAUAGACCAAGACUUAGCUCACUGUGUAACAAAGAAGGUAGAAGUUUGGUCACUAUACAUUUACAAUAUGAUGACCAGGACAAUAAUCUGGAAAUGCAGCUAAGAUGUAGAAAACACCAUGCACAGAAAUCUUCUAUAUUCCUUGCUUUCCUGGGAGAUAACUCUAACAGAUUUACAGCUUUAGAAUAUAAAUGUGGACAUUUAGAUCACCCUGGAAAUAAAACAGCCAUUUUCUGUUUUAGAGAAAUAAAAGGGUCAAAGUCAAAUUCUGAAGCGCGUGAGUUACGGAACCAGGUUAGAGACAGUGGAAGUGCCAAAAUUAUAGAUGGGUAUCCAAUGGCAACCAAAGGGGCGGAGCUAGCUUACAAGGAACUUGAGAAAAUCAUUGAAAUAGAGUUGGGUUUGGAGAGCAAGAAGACAGAAGAUGAUGAGUUUGAGGUUAGAGAAGGUGAUAUAACAGAUAUGAAGGUGGAUGGCGUGUUUGAUGCUAAUUAUAACUAUGAACAGAUGGAGGCAUUUAACUAUGCUGUCAAGUCAAGCUGCGAACUCAACUUUGAAAAGCACUAUGAGAGAUUAAAUGCUCAUGUAUUAUCGGCUGGACCAUUACCUCCCUUGCUGAUAUUAAGUCCAUCAGGAGCUGGGAGAUCUCUUCUUCUAUGUAAAUGGAUACAAUUACAAAUAGAGAAAGCACCAGGCAGUGUGGUAUUACAUCAUUUUGUAGGGUCAGAUAACUCCCUGUCAGCUGAUCCUGUUGUAAUGAUAAGAAGAAUUACAUCCCAGCUAAUGCAACAUGUGACCUCACCUCCAUCCUUGACCUUUGACCCUACUCGACUUGUAGAAGAGUUCCCAAGAUGGCUGGAGAAGAUUUCAUCAAGAACUAAUGGUGGAGUGAUAUUGGUGUUAGAUUCUAUAGAUAGAUUUCAUCAAGCUGAGACUCACCUGAAAUGGUUGCUAGAUCCUUUACCUGUAGAUGCCAGAGUUAUUGUAUCAGCCAGUGAAGAAACCUGCCCUCAGUCCUGGAGAUCGUGGCCAACACUUCAAGUUGAACCCCUCAGCAACAAGAAUGUGAAGGAAUUGUUGAGAGCAGAACUUGUCACCCUCGGUGCCUCGUUGAACAAUGAGGAUGAGACUAAAGUACUCACACAUUGUAGAAACAACCCAACCUGUAUACCUCUAUAUGUCAUGGUGCUCUCUAGACAUACUGCAGAUUGUUCAAAGAAUGAAUCAAAAGUAACGAAGCAUCUAGAUGCCUUGCUCACAUCGUCUGAUUGUGUAGGACUGUAUAUAAAGGUGUUAGAACUGGUCAAAACUGACCUUGAGAGCCAGGAAACACGAGGAUUUACCAGAAAUGUGUUAAGAUAUCUGUAUGUUAGCCGAGGUGGUCUCAGUGAGAAUGAGUUAUUGGAGUUGGUGCCUGGUUUGACAUGGAGUUUCCUGGCACCUUUCUGUUAUUUGAUGCAUGAACAUCUUGUGCUGAAGUACCAAGGGGGACUACUCAUGUUUGCUCAUGAACAGGUUAUAAAAGCUGUACAUGAUUUCUGUUUUGGUAAAGAUGAACAGAAAGUGAUCUCACAAAUAAGGCAAGAUCUCAUCCAACAUUUCCAGUCACAAAUGAGUGGUACGAAGGCAAGUUGUCGUGUGUCAGAAGAGUUACCAUGGUUACUGUGUCAGGAGGGAGAAAAAGAAGAUUUGAAAUCUUGUAUAUUAGACAUGUUUGUGUUCCAGAAAAUCUGUGCAAGGGGAAGAUUAAGAGAAUUAUUACACUACUGGAGUUAUAUGGGUGAAGACAAAGCCAACAUGGCAAAAGCGUAUCUCUCUGCCACAAAACAUAUGGAGGACUCUGUAAGUCAAUAUAAUGGGCAGGUAACUCUACCAGAUAUUGCAGACUUGUAUGAAACACUAGGAAAAUUUCUCAAGGACCUUGGUCAACUCAAUCAGGCUCUUUCAGCACUACAGAGGGCGUUAGAGGUACGAGAGACGGCCCUAGAUCCAGAUCAUCCAAUAGUAGCUCAUUCUUUACAUCAACUUGCCAACCUACACGCCCACUGGAACAAAUACCCCACUGCGGAAGCUCUAUUCAAGCAGGCGUUGGAAAUAUACCAGAACGCUUUCACUAGUGAACAUGUUAUGGUUGCUAAGGAACUAGACGCUCUUGCUAUACUGUACCAGAAACAGGACAAGCAUGACCAGGCAGAUCCUCUCAGAAAGAAAGCUAUGUCAAUAAGAAGAGGUACCAGAACACCUAGAUCAGCCACACCAAGAGCUCAGGGAAUGGAACCUUUGCGUAAGCGGACUCUACAGCUGGAGGGUCUGUGUAUGGGCUCAGACUCGGCUGACCUGGCCAGAACAUUGAAUGAAAUAGGUGUACUGCAUUAUUUACAGAAUGAUUUUGACAAUGCUGAAUCAUUCUUUAAAAGAUCUCUCGAGAUGAGAGAGAACGUGUUAGGACCCGACCAUCUGGAUCUCUCCCAGUCACUUAACAACCUGGCCGCCUUGUAUAAUGAUAGAAAACUUUACUCCAAGGCAGAACCUCUGUACGAAAGAACUUUGAAAAUACGCAUGAAGAAUCUCAACUCUGAUCAUCCAAGUAUAGCAUCUGUGAUCAAACAUUUAGCUCUUCUUUAUAGAAAACAGGGUAAAUUUGAGAAGGCUGAACCAUUAUAUGUACAAGCUGUUGAGAUUAGAGAAAAGUCAUUCGGACCUCAACAUCCUUCUGUAGCCACAGCUUUAGUUAACCUGGCUGUUCUAUACUCACAACAGAACAAGCAUAAUGAAGCAGAACCAUUAUAUACUAGAGCAUUGAAGAUAUAUGAGGAGAGUCUGGGAGCACACCAUCCUAGAGUAGCCGAGACACUACGCAACCUUGCUGUUCUUAAAUAUGAUCAAAAAGAUUUUGAGACUGCAGCUAAACUGUAUAAACGUGCAACAGAGAUUAAAGAAAAUGACGGUUCCUAUGCAGGGAAAGAGUUAAUAUCCCGUCGUAGUUCAAGUGGAGAAACAAAUUCAACUGUUAAAAAUCUGUUACAUCCUUGAUAAUCAUGAGACAGCCAUCACUAAUGUGAGGCAAUGAACAUUUUAUUAAUCAGCGCAAAAAAACUUGUGGGAGAUGUUUAUUUGACACUGCAAAAUCAUUAUCAUUUGAGAGGAACUAAUUUUCGUGGUUUAUCGUGGAUAGGUCAAUCAACGAGUUUAAGAUACAAAGAAAUUUCUUUUUAUCUUCUGUAAGAUUAUUGCAUGACAUUACAUGUAUUUACAUUUUUACCUUUUGGUAAAAUAAACUGUCCAUGAAUUUAAGAAAACACAAACAUGUUAUUUGUGACAAUAUCACGAAAUUUCAUGCCCACAAUCCAACAAAUUUUCAUUCUGAUUGCUGUAAGAUUAUUUUGCAUGACCUUAUUUGGAAAAAUAAACAGUCCACGAAUUUAAGAACACAUGAAAAUGUUUUUUGUGACAAAACCACGAAAUUUCAUGCCCACGAAAUUUAGUUAAUUCACAGUACUCAAUAUGAAAACUUGGUAUCAACACAAAUCGUGGUAAUCAUAUAUUGCCAUAUGGCCUGUACUUACGCCUGUCAAAGUUUACCUGUACAUUUUUCAUAUUCUAAAAAUAUACGCACUGUUAAAACAAUAUAACAUCAAAUCGUGAUGAAUUCCAACUUAACUUUGAUAACUUUUGCAAAAUUAUUAUGGAAAGGUUAUUGAAAGAAAAAGAGAUUUAGUCAGUUUAAAUAAUUGUUUUUCUGUUAAUGUCUAAUUUUACACUCUUACUACAUGUAGUAGAUGUUAGUUGAUGACCUACUUAAGUUUGUUGUUGACAUAGUAUGUGGAAAGUGUCUAAAGAAAGCUUAUAUAAUGUAACCUACUUGAUCAUGCUAUUUUGUAACUUGUUAGGCAGUAAAUAAAGCAACAAAACACUUUUACAUUUUGAAGAAUCAUUGAUGAUAAAAAAAAGUUAUUGCUCUUUUUAUAUGUGAAACAUUUCCAGAAGCCAAAAUAGGUGAAAUGACUUAUGUUUACAAGUGAUCGAAGUUGUUAACUUUGAAAUACUGCAUGAAUAUAUUUUUUUAUGUCAUUGAAUAAUCCGU
Messenger RNA from Ruditapes philippinarum (Manila clam), 5235 nucleotides. RefSeq names its product nephrocystin-3-like. The transcript is spliced from 29 exons. The record is from RefSeq and is a predicted model, not a curated record. Gene Ontology annotation, molecular function: protein binding. Lineage: Eukaryota; Metazoa; Mollusca; Bivalvia; Venerida; Veneridae. The coding region runs from base 267 to 4184 and encodes 1305 amino acids.